AUGGCGGAGCGAAGUGGCCGGCUGAGCUUUCCGGGGAGCGGGGCGUUGAAUCGUCCCGUGCCCAUGAACCUGUUCGCUACGUGGGAAGUAGAUGGCUCGUCCCCUAACUGCAUACCGAGAUUGUGCAGCCUGACCCUGAAGAAGCUGAUUGUUUUGCGGGAACUGGAUAAGGAGCUCAUUUCUGUCGUCAUCGCAGUUAAAAUACAGGGCUCCAAGCGCAUCCUGAGGUCCCAUGAGAUCAUGCUGCCUCCCAGUGGAUCAGUGGAGACAGAACUGGCCCUGACCUUCUCUCUGCAGUAUCCACACUUUCUGAAACGGGAGGGGAACAAGCUGCAGAUUAUGCUGCAGCGACGGAAACGCUACAAGAACAGGACUAUACUGGGGUACAAGACUCUCGCUCUGGGAUCCAUCGACAUGUCUGAGGUGAUGCAGCACCCGACGGAGGGGGGCCAGGUGCUCUCGCUCUGCAGUCACCAGAAGGAGAUGUUGGGGAAAGUGGCCGAAAUCUGGAUCUUCUCCUUGUCCAGUCAGCCCAUCGACCAUGAGGACCCAGCGCUGAACUUGGGACAGAAAAUCAAAUGCUCUGAUAAUUACUCAGAAGAGGAGUAUGAGAGUUUCUCCUCGGAACAGGAGGCCAGUGAUGACGCAGUGCAGGGACAGGAUCUGGAAGACGACGAGUAUGAUGUGAGGAAACCCAAGAAACAGAGAAGGUCUAUUGUGAGGACAGCUUCUAUAACGAGACAACAGAACUUCAAGCAGAGAGUGGUGGCUCUGCUGAAACGAUUCAGAGUGUCUGACGAGGUGUUGGACUCAGAGCAGGACCCCGCAGAGCCCCCUCCUGAGGUGGAAGAAGAGGACUUGGACCUGGACAGUGUGGAGUUUGAAAACCCCAGCGACAGUGGACCAGAGCUGGACGACGACGAUAGCGUUCUCAGUACACCCAAACCCAAACUCAAGCCAUAUUUUGAGGGUCUGUCCCUCUCCAGCUCUCAGACAGAAAUCGGAAGCAUCCACAGCAGCAGGAGUCACCGAGAGCCCCCCAGCCCACUCGACCCAGAAAAAGCCAAAAGCAGUGGGGCCAAGUUUCAGGAAGACGCUGUGUCUGACAAUGCACCCUUUGAGCCUCCAGAGGCAGUGACUCCAACUACAGAGUUAGAAAUGGAUAAUAUGGACACAUUUCUAGAGAGACUGCCCCCAAGUGGCAAAAUGACCAAGACUGAAUCCCUCAUCAUUUCAUCCAACAGGCAGGAACCAAAGUUUGCUGGUCGAAGGGGCAGGAGCACGUCACUAAAGGAGAGGCAGCCCAGCAGACCCCAGAAUGAGAGAGCCAACAGUCUGGACAAUGAGCGCGCCAUGGACACUCGCUGCCACCUGCAGAUCCCAAGAAAGACCGUAUAUGAUCAGCUGAACCACAUCCUGGUGUCCGACAGUAACCUCCCUGACAGCAUCAUCCUCAUCAACACGUCAGACUGGCAGGGGCAGUACCUUUCAGACAUGCUUCAGAACCACCAUCUCCCUGUCGUCUGCACGUGUAGCACGGCCGACAUCCAAGCUGCGUUCAACACCAUCGUCUCCAGAAUACAGCGAUUUUGCAACUGUAACUCGCAGACCCCCAUCCCCAUAAAGAUUGCUGUGGCCGGAGCACAGCAUUACCUCAGCUCCGUCCUCCGGCUCUUCGUGGAUCAUCUGUCCCACAAGACCCCAGACUGGCUCGGAUACAUGCGUUUCCUCAUCAUCCCCUGGGGCGCACAUCCAGUUUCUAAAUAUCUCGGUACAAUAGACUACAGAUAUAACAGUUUAUUUCAAGAUGCUGCCUGGAGAGACCUGUUUCACAAACCGGAAGCUCCUAUAGUCGUCCAGGAGAGUCCAGACGUGGUGUCGAGGGUGACCCAGUACAUGGUGGGGGCAAAUGGGGCUCAUCAGCUGCCCAUUGCAGAGGCCAUGUUAACCUACAAACAGAAAAGGAAAAAGAGCUUUCAUUUUGAUUUUGCAGUAAGCCCUGAUGAAGAUUCCUGUCAGAAAUUCAUUCCAUUUAUUGGGAUGGUGAAAGUCGGCAUUGUUGAGCAAGUAUCAGCAGCCUCAGGUGACUCUGACGAUGCCACGCCCUCGUCGCUGCUCUCUUCCACCCCUCCUCAGGUUUCCCCAGCGCUCAAAGAGGCCACGCCCACUCCACCCUCCUCCCCAUCAGUGCACACCAGCUUCUGCGCCUACAGUAGUGUGGGCCAGACAGAGGUGAUGGGACUGCAGGUGGAUUACUGGGUGGCUCCAUCGGAACGAAAGAAAGACGUGGAGAAGCGGGACUCUUCAUCCAAAAACACUCUCAAGUGCAAUUUCCGAUCGCUGCAGGUCAGCAGGCUCCCACUUGGGGGCACUGAAGCCAGUCCUUUUCCCACUAUGUCUAUGACAGUGGUCACCAAGGAGAAGAACAAAAAGGUGAUGUUUCUGCCAAAAAAGAGCAAAGACAAAGAGAUGGAACCUAAGAGUCAGGUCAUCGAGGGAAUCAGUCGCCUCAUCUGCACUGCCAAACAGCAGCAAACCAUGCUCCGAGUGCUGAUCGACGGUGUGGAGUGGAACGAUGUGAAGUUUUUCCAGCUGGCGGCGCAGUGGUCAUCUCAUAGGCUCAGUGAUGUUGAGUGGAUGCUGAGUGACAGCAGGGGGAGGAGAGGUCCUGAGCAGGAAGCACAGUGCAAACACACGGGGACAGCGGAGAUCCAGGAGCAUGGAGCUUUCAGGACCGUGAGAUGUAGAGACCCUCAGCCCCCCGCCACACCGCCACAGGAGCAGAUGAGUGCGUGA
Molecule: messenger RNA, 2796 nt
Organism: Knipowitschia caucasica
Lineage: Eukaryota; Metazoa; Chordata; Actinopteri; Gobiiformes; Gobiidae
Source: the annotation of a GenBank genome assembly